GUUAGUUCAAUGCAAGGCAUUGCUCGUGCACUAUGUGCAUUCGCUGCAAUUAACAUUUCUAAUAUAAAUAUUAAAAGUAUAAAAUCAUAAAAUCAAGAAUCACAAAUAAAAGUGCCGCGGCAUAAUAUACCAGUGCCGGUUUUCGUACCAACCUGUUGAUAUCAAUUAGUGGUUCUACCGAUAUAUCGCCAUUAGGUACCUGAACAUAGUUUGAUUAGGUACAACAUGAAGUUAGUACUCCGCACCGUCAUCGUCGACCGCUACGUAUACUUCCGAAAUAAAAGGAAAUGGAAUUUUUUAACCAUAUCUCUAUUUAUAUUGAGCUACAUUAUGUACCUCAAAUACACUUUUGGGCCGGGCUUUUCCUUCACUAAGUGGGACUGGAACGACGAUAUAUCAUGCUAUUUGAAUGAGGACGACGCUUUGCCUCCAAUAACAUCCGUUGCUCCGACAACGCGAUCGAUUUUUUUCACCGAGACUUCCUGUAAUAUCAAUGUGUGGGAGCCAAAGGAUGCCUGCGCCGUGGAAUCAGCGGCCCGAACUCACCCAAAUUGGAGUGUUUAUGUUCUCUUCACCAAUCCUCUCAAGAAGGAAGAAUUGGAAAAGAAUAAGAUAAUGCGGGUACUUCAGAAGGUGCCCAACGUAAAGCUGGCCAGAGUAAACAUAGAGGAAUAUGCCAUGGGCACGCCAGUAGAGGGCUUUGUUUCCGGCGGAGGUUUGAAUGAAACCGAGUGUCCUAUAAUGUUAACAGAGGGAUUAGUGAAAUAUCUUACUUUGCAGAAAUGGGGAGGGGUGUUUAUGGAAAAAGAUUUAAUCGUGACAAAACCGUUAACUUCUUUGACCAGGAAUUGGGUGCCAAAAUUGAACGAAGACUCUAUUGGAUCUGGGAUAUUGGCAUUUUCAAAAGACGAGGUCGGAAAAAAUGUCGCAGACUCAGCUUUGCGAUAUCUAAUAAAGAACCACAAGACCUUUGACUGCACAAACGGUGAAAAUGUAAUGUCCAAAAUUGUGCAGCAAGAAUGCACUAUACCUGACCCUGUCUCUAAAUCUGCUGCUAAUUGUAAUGGUUUCGAGAUUUACGGUUCCCAGUUCUUCUACCCAGUAGAUGCCAAGAACGUUGGGGAUUAUUUCGAAGCAGGUGAGCUCCCUGGGUACGAUAAAGCUUAUACGUACUACCUCUGGAGCCGCCUCACAUGUGGCACUGGGUUCCCUAAAUUCUACGGUUCCAGGCUUGGCAAGCUAGCCAAACGUCACUGCCCCACCACUUACUCUGCGUUCUCUAUAAAGUUCUAGAGAUUUAUGACGGACCUCAACAGUAUUGUACCUAAUAAGCAAAGAAUCAGCGCAAUGCUGAAUACCACUCGGUGUAUAUUUUGGUUGUAUUAUCUAUAAGUCAGUGUAAAACUUUGUAUGAUAUAAGAAAUUGAAUGUAUGUUAUAUAAAAUAAGAUAGAUAAGUGCAAUGUCCUUGGUAAUUGAAAAAUAGGUACUUGAAUGUAUCACUUGCGUAGGUACUUAAUGAUAUUGGUUUCCGUUACACUAAAACUCUUCGGGGUAUUUUCGGCUAUGAAAGUAUUUAUUGAGAAAUAAUUAAUGGAAUUGUUUUGUUUUUUUUUUUUUGUAAACUUUUUACAUAAUGUACCUUCUUCGAUAAUUUCGUAUUUUUUCCUGUUUGUAAUAGCACAAUUAUGUUUGAUUUCCAUCAGGCUUAUAAUUUUUCAGUGUUUUAAAAUAUUACAGAAACUACACUUAUGUACUUACACGUAAAAAUUGAUCGAUCAACAAUGAACUAUAAAUUAAAUACCUACAUAGCUGUAAGAAUUAGAAUUAAGUCAUGAUGUACC
Molecule: messenger RNA, 1843 nt
Organism: Colias croceus (clouded yellow)
Lineage: Eukaryota; Metazoa; Arthropoda; Insecta; Lepidoptera; Pieridae
Product: lactosylceramide 4-alpha-galactosyltransferase-like
Exons: 3
Coding region: 226-1293 (355 amino acids)
Biological process (GO): glycosphingolipid biosynthetic process
Molecular function (GO): hexosyltransferase activity
Source: RefSeq, a predicted model, not a curated record